This is a messenger RNA of Eurytemora carolleeae, 1202 nucleotides long. Its product is annotated as lanC-like protein 2. The transcript has 12 exons. The record is from RefSeq and is a predicted model, not a curated record. Gene Ontology annotation, cellular component: plasma membrane. Gene Ontology annotation, biological process: peptide modification; carbohydrate metabolic process. NCBI's taxonomy places the organism in Eukaryota, Metazoa, Arthropoda, Copepoda, Calanoida, Temoridae. The coding region runs from base 224 to 1177 and encodes 317 amino acids.
UUGCGCCAAUGGAAAACUUUAUUGUACAUAUUUAUUCGUGAUCAUUUCCUCGCUAUCUUUAUAUAAUAAACAUGUAAUUUGAUUUGAUUUGUAAAUAGUGGGGCCGAGGGCCUAAUUAUUUUCACAAUGAUGCGUUUGAAUUGAGAUUGACAAGGGGUUUACAUCUAAUGUGAUUCUUUUUCAAUCCUAAGGAGAGGCAGGGUUCGCUUUCCUCUACUACAGAAUGAAUAUGUUGCAAGAAGCGCAGCAAAUUAUAGACAAAUGUCUCGGAACUUUGAAAGGGAAAAGAGUAACUUUUCUAUGCGGGAAUGCAGGACCCCUGGCACUAGCUGCAGUUAUAUAUUCAGUUUUAGGGGAACAGAAGAAAUCUCAGAAAUAUUUGAAUUAUCUUCUAGAAAUGGUGGGGUUAGUCGACAACCAAGAAUUGCCUGAUGAAAUGCUGUAUGGUAGGUCAGGAUAUCUGUUCUCAUUGCUGUUUGUGAGGAAAGAGGUUGGAGCAACGUCGGUUCCUGACUGUUUAAUUAGGAAGGUUGUAAUCCUUAUACUACGCUCAGGACAAUAUCUGUCUAGGGAAACUAGAUCCCGAUGUCCUCUGAUGUAUGAGUGGCAUGGUAAACGUUACUAUGGAGCUGCUCAUGGGUUGUCAGGGAUAUAUACAGUCUUACUUCAAUCCCAGGCACUCAACCCACAAGAACUAAGGGAACUGGUAAAGCCAAGUAUUGACUAUUUGUUGGAUAAAAUGUUUCCUAGUGGUAACUUUCCGUCAUCUCAGGGAAAUGAUAAUGAUAAGUUGGUUCAUUGGUGUCACGGAAUACCGGGAGUCAUAUAUCUUCUUCUUCUUGCAUAUGCUCAGUGGAAGGAGGAGAAAUACAUGAAUGCGGCAAUAAAAGGAGGGGAAUGUAUUUGGGAGCGGGGGUUGUUAAGGAAGGGAUCUGGACUAUGCCACGGAUCUGCUGGGAAUGGAUAUGGAUUAGUUCAUCUGUAUCAAGCAACACAGGACACAAAAUGGUUGUACAGAGCGGCCAUGUUUGGAUUGCACUGUUCACAGUUCAAGGAAUAUUUUCACAGAUUAGCCGACUCUCCGCUAUCUUUGUUUGAGGGACUGGCUGGAACAGUUCAUUAUUUGUUUCAACUGAAAAAUCCUGAGUCAGCAAAGUUUCCCGGAUUUUUGGUUUAAGAUAUUUUCACGGAUUUCAGAAAAA